Messenger RNA from Harpegnathos saltator (Jerdon's jumping ant), 1448 nucleotides. Its product is annotated as MAD2L1-binding protein. Gene Ontology annotation, biological process: regulation of exit from mitosis. NCBI's taxonomy places the organism in Eukaryota, Metazoa, Arthropoda, Insecta, Hymenoptera, Formicidae. The coding region runs from base 44 to 874 and encodes 276 amino acids. The transcript is spliced from 2 exons. The record is from RefSeq and is a predicted model, not a curated record. Gene Ontology annotation, cellular component: nucleus.
GAAGAUCGUUCAUUUCUUUUUGGCGCCUGAUGUUUUGAAAUAUAUGCUUUUAGGUUACAUCGAGUCCGGGGCAGUCUUUCGUGAAGAAAUGUUUUCCAGAAAUAAAAAAGUCGAGACAGACAUCGACGUAUUGUUAGACGAGCCGUUAACCAGUGAAUCGUGUACAAAAGUGGUGAUUGAACUCAUAAAAUACAUUCUCUAUCAAAAGCAGCAAAUACCAUUCGCAUACGAAGCUUUAGCUCAGUUCCAGAAGAGUAUGAAGGCGACAGACAGAAACACGGUGCCCUUUAAAACCUUAACGAACACGUUAAAGAGCGUCUCGGAUAAUCUGUUUUCGCAAUUCUUUCUCAAAGGAUGCGACAUGCAGGAAAUUGCUAUAUUAAUUGGUGCUACAUUAUCAUCACCAAAACUGUGCAUUAGGAUAGAGCUUCCAUCAUAUGUUCUCAAUAGCAAGCAGCACGAAGAAUAUCAGCAUUCUUCGCGGAAACCGCUUGUAAAACUCAUGAGGUCUAUGCUGGAAUGUGACGAGUUUCAGACAGCUAUGAGUAUUCCUAUAAGUGCAACAAAUACUUUUAUUAUGUUGAAGAAAAAGGACAGUAAUCCAAUAUCGGACUUCUUUAUACCUAAACCACAAUAUGUGAUACCUACGCAAACCACAAGUUUUAACAUCAGACUGUGCCAGAGUAAUCAAGUGAACAUACAAUGUACUUGUAGGAAUCUUGUUAAAGUGCAUCACGAUUCAUACACACUUCAUGCAGCAGAAGACUACAAUGAAGAUAAUGUGCAGUAUAUUCAGCAUGAUAGUUCCACUCAAUCCUCGUAUCAUUGGCAUCAGUCAAAGCAAAUCAUAAAAGGAUUUAAGUAUCAUUUGUGACCAUACACUUAAGUUUACGAUAUAACAAUUAUAGCAGAAAUAAUUUCAUACUGUUACUGUAUAAAGCACAGAUCGAUGAUUUUUCUAUUUUGGAACGAUAGAUCAAUAUCAUAAAUUCAUUUUAAUCAAGGUUAAUCAAUGAGAUAGUAUUAGAUAUUAGCAUAUUUAAUAAUGCACUUAUUAUUGUACGCAAUAACAAGUUUGAAUGAUGAACAUGAUCUGGUCACUGUUAAGUGCCAUAAGGUCGUGUGAUAGAAAUUUUCACUUAUUAUCAAAGAGCUGACAUAGUAUUUUAUAUUUGUACAUGUGAUAAGUCUUAUAAGCAAUACAGCCAUUAUAUUGGCUGUAAUUGGUAUCAAUGCAAAAUUAUGUGACAAUAGAACUUUAUUGAUAGAAUUUUAUUGAUAUCGCUGUAUAUUCAUCAUAAAAGUUGUAGACAUGAUAAAAAUAUUAUUGAUUUAUACAAAGUAAAGCAGGAUUUUCAUAAUGGAUUUUUUAAAACUUGUGACAAACAUUUUUUGUUGAAUACAUGAUUAUAAUUGUUAAACAUUUUUACUGAGUUGUAUUAAUUUGU